Tetranychus urticae (two-spotted spider mite) is the source of this 3009-nucleotide messenger RNA. The record is from RefSeq and is a predicted model, not a curated record. Lineage: Eukaryota; Metazoa; Arthropoda; Arachnida; Trombidiformes; Tetranychidae.
GCUCUGAUUUUUUUAUUACUUAAUCAUUAUUUUCAUCUUCAACUACAAAUUUAGCAUCUUUAUUUUCAUCUUUCUCCCUCUCUUUUACUUACCCAUUCCAACUCUAAUCUACUAUCGAUUCACUUUUCGUAAAAAACUUUCAUUUAGUUGAUCAUUGACCAGUUUUUGACCAAAGCAGUUUUCGCUUUCGCUCGUUUCUUUUUUUUCACUAUUGUUUAGUUGAAACAUGGCCAUUGUUUUUUGAUUGACUAUGUUAAUUAGAAAUUAAUUUUUUUAUUCUUAUCUUCAUCGGCAUUGCCUUCACCAUUAUAGUUGAAAAUGACUUUUGAAGUGAUAACACCUGUGUUACCAGCUCUUUUACCAUUAGCAACUGUACUCUUAAUCCGUCAGAUUGACCAUUCAGUGCCAGUUUCUGGUCCAACAUGGGAUCCAUUUUAUGAUUAUAUCAUCAUUGGUUCAGGUUCAGCUGGAGCAGUGUUGGCCAAUCGUUUAACCGAGGAUCCUACUGUAAGUGUUUUGGUUCUUGAAGCGGGUGGAAGUGAAUCUAUAGUGACAGAUAUACCCGUGAGUACAACUUCAUUGCAAAAGACUCCCCUUGAUUGGGCUUAUGAAACUGAACCGCAAACAGCCUCUUGUUUUGGUCUGCGAGGUCGUCGAUCUCAUUGGCCAAGGGGUAAAGUGCUUGGUGGUUCUUCAGUUCUCAACUUUAUGCUCUAUGUUCGUGCUAACCGUCGAGAUUAUGACAAUUGGGCUUUCAACCAUGGCUGUCAUGGUUGGUCUUGGGAGGAUGUUUACCCAUAUUUCCUAAAAUCGGAAGAUAACCAAGAUCCAAUCCUUUCUCAAAAGCCAUGGCAUGCCCGAGGUGGUUACCUAACUGUGUCAACUCCACCGUCACCAACCCCAUUGGCAAAAGCUUUUCUUGAUGCAUCAAGAUCAAUGGGUUAUGAAGUGCGUGAUGUUAAUGGCCCAGUUCAAACUGGAUUCGCUUUUCCUCAAGGAACUAUGCGCCAUGGAGCUAGAUGUUCAACUGCUAAGGCCUUUCUUUUACCAGCCAAACAACGACCCAAUCUUCGACUUGUGACUUUUGCUCAGGCAACCAAAAUCCUAUUCAAUGCUCAUAAACGUGCCAUUGGUGUGAGAUUCAGUCAUUUUGGAAUGAUGCACAAGGUAAUGGCCAAACGAGAAGUCAUUAUAUCAGCUGGAGCAAUCAACUCACCUCAAUUACUCAUGCUUUCUGGAAUUGGUCCACGCUAUCAUCUUGAAUCUCUUGGAAUACCUGUUAUUGCUGAUUUACCGGUUGGUGAUAACUUACAAGAUCACAUUUAUCCAGGAGGAAUUCAUUUUUCCCUUGAAGCACCUGUUUCCAUUGUUGAAGAGCGAACUAAAAAUCCACAAAAUUUGAUUAACUAUUUUACUUUCGGCAAAGGACCAUUGACCUCUCUUGGAGCCAUUGAAGGUCUUGGUUUUAUCAAUUCAAGAUUUGCCAAUUGGACUGAUGACUAUCCUGAUAUUGAGAUUCACUUUAUUGCUGGUGGACCAAUGUCAGAUGAUGGUAAAUCAUUGAGAGAAGCUGUUGGUGUUCGUGAUGAAAUAUGGGCCAAAUAUUACCAACCAUACACCGAAAAAGAUGGUUUCUCCGUUUAUCCAGUUCUUUUGAGGCCCAAAAGUCGAGGUUGGGUUAGAUUGAAGUCUCGUAAUCCAUUUGCAGCUCCUUUAAUAGAUCCACAAUAUUUAACAGCAGACAAUGAUAUACAUGUUAUUGUCGACUCAAUGAAGUUUGCCAUUCAGCUGGGUAAUUCACCAAGUUUUGCCAAAUUCAAACCCAAGUUAUACGAUCAGCUUUUCCCUGGAUGUGAAGAGUACGUCCAAUGGUCAUCUGAGUAUUUAGCUUGUAUUGCUCGAUCCUUUACAGCCACAAUUUACCAUCCUGUAGGCACAUGUAAAAUGGGUUCGCCUUUGGAUCCAUCAGCUGUAGUUGAUCCACAGCUAAGAGUGCUUGGUGGAGUAAGUGGAUUAAGGGUAGUUGACGCUUCCAUUAUGCCGCUUAUUGUUUCAGGCAAUACCAAUGCUCCAACUAUCAUGAUUGCCGAGAGAGCUGCUGAUUUAAUUAAAAAAUCAAAAUAUAAUUUCCACCUUUAAGUCGGACCAAAAGCCAACAAACGUGUUACUGAUGUAGCCAAGUUUACCAUCGUAUCAGUAAUCAACGCCAAGUGUAUUUUAGUUUUUGUUCAAUCUCGCUGUGAAUCAAGUUAUAUCAUGAAUCGAAAUUGAUUUAUUUUGAUUUUUCUCAUUUCCUUGAUCAUCAUAACAUCAACAUCAUCAUCAUUUAACACAUUUUCAUCGAUUUAACCAAGACGACAACCACCACAACAGUUACAAGGCUUACUUUGUCAGGACAAAUGUGAUCCUCAAAUUAUUUAAAGAAGAUACAAAAGGAUUAAUUAUUUUGACGUAAUUAAACAAUUGAUUAUAUUACCUCUAGUCCAUUAGUUAAAGGUCUACAACAAUAAUACUACAACUUUAGUUGCCAUCAUCAUCUUAAUCACCAAAAAACAUCAUCAUCUUCAUGAAUAAAUCAACAUUUACAUCUUACCCAUAAAAAUACAUACAAUAACUUAACGUGAAAGUAAAAAAAAGACUAAUUUUGUUCUCAAUUAACUGAUUUUUUUUACUUCUAAUUUGAGAUAUUUCCUGAAGCAAGUUAUCCUUAAGCAGUGAAUUUAGUUAACUUUUGUUCAGUCCAUACUGAGAUCCGUUCAAUGUGAGUUUAUGAUUAAUAUGAUCAGCACUCAAUUUAGCCUUUCAAGUAUCCUCCAAUAAAACUGUUAUAAGAUUAUGAGAAAUCUAUUAAUCAAAGCAAAUUGGAAAUAGCAAUCAGACUCGUUCAGAAACCAAGUCAUCUCAAUAACUAGAAACUAAUCUGUGAUUAUUAUUGUUCAUCGCAAUCCUCAACUUUUUGUAAUGAUUUACUUGGAAAUCCAAUGAAAUAAAACAAAUUAAUUAUUUGAA